GGGCGAGGGCCGCCAUUUUGACUGAGCAACCCUAGUGACAGGAGCCGAAGCAGCAGCGCAGGUUGUCCCCGUUUCCCCUCCCCCUUCCCUCUGUGGUUGAUUUCCCGGGCCCCCUACACUCCACAACCCCGGCUCUGCCAUGUCCCAGAAACAAGAAGACGAGAACCCUGCGGAGGAGACCGGCGAGGAGAAGCAGGACACACAAGAGAAAGAAGGUAUUCUCCCUGAAAGAGCUGAGGAAGCAAAGCUAAAGGCCAAAUAUCCAAGCCUAGGACAAAAGCCUGGAGGCUCUGACUUCCUCAUGAAGAGGCUCCAGAAAGGGCAAAAGUACUUUGACUCAGGAGACUACAACAUGGCCAAAGCCAAGAUGAAGAAUAAGCAGCUGCCAAGCGCAGGACCAGACAAGAACCUGGUGACUGGUGACCACAUCCCCACCCCACAGGAUCUGCCCCAGAGAAAGUCCUCACUCGUCACCAGCAAGCUUGCGGGGUAACCUGGGCACCCCCUCCUCCCCUUCCUCACCCACUGGACUUUAUGUAUUGUAGGCAGGGAUGGAAUUGGGCAGCUAGUCAGAUCUUUCCAGAUUGCUAGCCGAAAAUGCUGCUGCCGGGGGCUACUGAGGAGGUCACGUGGGUUGAAGAGGGGCUCUUGAGGUCAUUUCUUUGGUUACAUGGAGACUUCUCACCUUCACUAUAGCCCAGGUAGGGGCCGGGAAAUAGGAAAGACCAGGAUUGGAUGAUGCUGCAAACUUUUUCUCAGUGAGAAACUGGAGAGAGGUCCUUUCUCCUCUUGGAAGAUAAUAUCCCGAAGUGGUUAGGCUGAGCCCUGGGAAUAAUAUGGCAGGUUGAACAGCCCCGGGCUAACCUGACGUGUUGGGAAAGGUAGAUGGGGUGAGAUGUGUUUUCUGUGCUUCUGAGUGUUGUGUCCCUCGGGCUGCUGUUGCUUUCUGUGUUCCUUGUGGCAGGCAGAGAGAGUCCUCACCCAGGCCUGAGUGGUCUGCCUGAAACUGCAGUGCCUAGUUAACCUCUACUUAGUGUGGCUACAGAAAGAUUGGCAGACAUUACUCACAGAAGAUGGGCACCUUCUCUCUCUCCUUGCAUGUUGCUUUACAGAGUGUCAUGGGAUAGUAGGAAGAGCAGUGGUUUAGGAGUCUAGACACCUAGGUUCUGGGUCCACUUGGCCUCAGCAGUACUGAUGUAGGAACCUCAGUCAAGUCAUUUAGUCUCUUUGGAUUUCUAUUUCCUCAUUGUAAAAAUAGUUAUUAAAUAUACAUAAAUUGAUGGUGAUUGUAAAAUCCUAUAACUGCCAGCAGAAAAAUUCUGUGCUGUGCAUUGGGUGAGCCUCCGUGCUAGGCAAGUGCAGAGGGGACCCUCCAUCAAGGACAGAGGAAGUUGGAGUUUGCAACAGAACUUCAUAGUCCUGAGCGUCAGAUUCUUAAGAAGCUAGCCAUGGGCCCCACCCACUUUUUCCCACAGCCCACGUCUGGACCUUAGCUGCUCAAGAACUGCUCCGGCAGCAGAGUUCUUGGCUAUGGAAACACGCUUGGUCAUGCACACGUGGAGAACCAUGCUUCGGGUGUAAUUGGGUGCCAGGUAUAUUGUUAGGGAGAGAGAACAGGAAGGGGUAAACCACUGCAGGGCUGGAACAGCAGGUUUUAGGAGAUGAUUCACCUUGGAGGAAGCUGGGGCGACGAGGGAGGAAGACUGAGAAAUCCCUGCCUUCCUAGAGCUCGGUAGCCCAGCUCUUGUGCAGUGAGGAGGGGUGGCAGUGGUGAGCCUGAACAGGUGGAGGAAAGGGGCUGCCGGUGGCACCGCUUGGCCUGAAUCUUACUGAAUGCAACCUGCUUGAUACGGCAGGAGGGCCAGGGUGAGAACUUACUGUUCGAAAAUGCAAGAUUCCGGAAUCCUCUCUUGCUCUUUGACCUCACAAUUCUGAAAUGCCAAACAUUUGGCUUGAUGAGGAUACCUGAUGAAUUUGCUGGUGUACAUGUAGGAGAAUAAGGUGUGUAUCUGCUUCUUUCCUGACUGGCCGUUCGAUGUUCAGGCUGCCACUCAGAUUGGAUAGGAAAAGGUUGGUGAGGAAGGCAUGGAGAAGAGAGCAGGCUCCCUGGCCCCCAAAUUCCUUGACUGUCACUUGUAAUUGUAUAUAAUUUUUGUGUUCCUUGCUCCAUUUCCUCAUGCUGUCAUCCUUAAUCAAAAGUCCAUGUGGGAAGGGGAAAAUGCUGAACAUCAUUGUAUAGUUUCCUUGACUGUCCUGACCAUAAUGUACAUAAAUGUCAUGUUAUUAUAUAUAUAAAUAUAUAUAUAAUUUUGUACGUUUUCUUCAUCUCUGAUCUUCUCGAAUUCUGUACUUUUUCUUUUCUGUGUCAGCUGCCUUCUCUCUCCGUCAGUUUGAGUCCUCAAGAGUUAUGGUCACAAAAGUCUGAUUUUAGCAAAGGAGCAGGGAAAUCAGAAAAGCUGUUGAUCUCACUCCCUCCCUACCUAGUCAUCUUCAGAGCUGAGAAGACAGAAACGCGCUGCAUUUUGUAUGUGCCACCUGUUUCCAUGGCUUGAAGCACAGAGCGUCCUCAACAAGGAAAAGUCAUUUUAUAACCCAAAUGCAGAUUGCUUUGGUUAAAUCUAAAUUACUAAAUCCACUCGAAAUAUCGUGUGUGUGGUCUGGCCUUGGCCUCCACGCAGUGACCACCGCAUCACUGUGCCACCUCAUUGUUGGUGCUGCAAGUGGCUGUGGCCAAGCUAUGCAACCAAGCCCACUUUGAGCCAGGCUGUGCACCUCCCUGGAAACCUCCAACAAUUUUGAUCUUGUCUAAAGAAUUGUUUUUCUGUGUUUGUUUUCCAUGAGUAGUUCCAAAAAGGUAGAAAACACUGUUUUGUAGAUAGGGAAGGACUAAAAUAUUCUCUUUUUUUUUUUUUAUUACUUUUUGCAACUUCCUUAAAGAUAGGGAUGAGGUAUAUGCCAGGAAGCCUAGUGAUUAUUAAGUAUGAAGGCAUCUUGGGGUAGAAUCUGGGAUGGAAUUCAGGGUUUUUCCCCUAUUACUUGACCUUGUUUUUUUGUUUUGUUUUGUUUCUUCUAUGUUCG
Molecule: messenger RNA, 3078 nt
Organism: Lepus europaeus (European hare)
Lineage: Eukaryota; Metazoa; Chordata; Mammalia; Lagomorpha; Leporidae
Gene: ENSA
Product: endosulfine alpha
Exons: 3
Coding region: 140-493 (117 amino acids)
Cellular component (GO): cytoplasm
Molecular function (GO): protein phosphatase inhibitor activity
Source: RefSeq, a predicted model, not a curated record